Molecule: messenger RNA, 618 nt
Organism: Epithele typhae
Lineage: Eukaryota; Fungi; Basidiomycota; Agaricomycetes; Polyporales; Epitheliaceae
Product: carbonic anhydrase
Exons: 3
Coding region: 1-618 (205 amino acids)
Biological process (GO): cellular response to oxidative stress; cellular response to carbon dioxide
Molecular function (GO): carbonate dehydratase activity; zinc ion binding
Source: RefSeq, a predicted model, not a curated record
AUGUCGCACGACUACGUUCUCGCACGUCUCCUCGUCCACAACGAGCUCUGGGCGAAGGAGAUCACCGCCAAGCACCCCCACUUCUUCAAAGACCUCGCGAAGAACCAGACCCCGAAGGUGCUCUGGAUCGGCUGCGCCGACUCACGCGUCCCCCAGUCCGUCGUGACCGCCUCGCUCCCCGGCGACAUCUUCGUGCACCGCAACAUCGCCAACCAGUUCCACCCCGCGGACGACAACGCGGUCUCGGCGCUCGCCUACGCCGUCGAGCACGUCGCCGUCGAGCACAUCCUCGUCGUCGGCCACACCGGCUGCGGCGGCGUCAAGGCCGCGCAGGACGCCGCGGGCCACGAGCCCCCCGCGCCCCCAGAGACCCCGCUGGACCGCUGGCUCGCGCCGCUCGUCGCGCUCGCGCGCGCGCACCCGGGCGGGGACCUCACCGCGCUCGUCGAGGCAAACGUGCGCGCGCAGGUGGACGAGGUCGUGAAGAGCGACGUCGUGACGGAGGCGUGGGCGAAGGACGAGCCGAAGGGGCUGGAGGUGCACGGGUGGGUGUACGAGCUCGAGACAGGCCGGCUGCGCGACUUGGACUACGGCUUUGGGAAGCAGGGGCGGCUGUGA